Messenger RNA from Olea europaea var. sylvestris, 519 nucleotides. RefSeq lists its product as uncharacterized. NCBI's taxonomy places the organism in Eukaryota, Viridiplantae, Streptophyta, Magnoliopsida, Lamiales, Oleaceae. The record is from RefSeq and is a predicted model, not a curated record. Gene Ontology annotation, biological process: DNA integration. Bases 1 to 519 code for a protein of 172 amino acids. The transcript is spliced from 5 exons. Gene Ontology annotation, molecular function: nucleic acid binding.
AUGAAGGAAUCCACAUUUGAGUUUACUGAUGAGUGUCUGCAAGCCUUUAAAACUUUGAAACAGAAGUUGACUUCAGCACCUGAUAAGAAAGACAGUGAAAACAUGGUAGCGGACCACCUAUCUCGGCUUGAGGACACAGAACGGACAGAGACAGUGGAAAUAAACGAAAUCUUCCCAGACGAACAGAUUUUUGGUGUGAUGGAAACACCCUGGUGUGACCGAUGUCAGCGCACGGGUAACAUAUCUAGAAGAAAUGAGAUGCCUUUGAAUAUGGCUGUGGAUUAUGUAUCGAAGUGGGUCGAGGCUGUUGCACUACCUACUAAUGAUGGGAAAGUGGUGAUUGAGUUUUUAAAGAAGAACAUUUUUACCCAAUUUGGAACACCAAGAGCCAUAAUCAGUGACGGGGGCACACAUUUCUGCAAUCGUCAGUUCGAGCAGUUGUUAGCAAAAUAUGGCGUUAAGCACCGUAUAGCCACUGCAUACCAUCCCCAAACCAGCGGACAGUUUGAGAGAGAAUAG